Molecule: messenger RNA, 5451 nt
Organism: Amoebophrya sp. A25
Lineage: Eukaryota; Dinophyceae; Syndiniales; Amoebophryaceae
Source: the annotation of a GenBank genome assembly
GCAACGGGUUAGGGCAGUUGUUGCAAAUUGUUUUGUGGGAUUUCUGCGCAAUUUCUUCUACUUAAUCCGGUUAGUGAGUUCACAACAAAUUGAUCAUUUUCAACAAAGUGUGAAUUCAUUUGUCAUUGUUUUGAUUGCAUUUGUAUUUCUUUGUUUUGUUUUGAUUGUUUACGAAUGUUUUUUUUCUCCCCGCAAAUUUGAGUGGUAUUGAAGAUCCAAUUGUUUUUAUCUACAACUGUGUCCAUCUAAGAACCUUGGCAAUCAUGUACUGCACCAGUUUCGUAUUAUGAUCUAAGUAUUGAAAUGUAUUUUCUACUAAAGUAAAUGGUAGUCGAUGAUGACGAUGGCGUCUCUUGGUUUUAGUGCUUGCUCUUUAGUUGUGCCGCAACAGAUACAGAUCGCUGUAGUUGUGUCGUCUCAGCAGACUGCUGAAUCGACGCUUGCAGUGAGUUCCUUGCUCGACUCCUCUCGGGUCAACAAGGGUUCUUCUGCCAACCGCUGCUGAAUAACUGCCAAGGACAAGGACGCGCAAGAAGACCCAGGAAUAUUUGAAGUAGAAAAAGACGACCACGACUUCAACACUUAUUUUUUUCAAAAAUUUGAGGAUCUACCACGCGAUCACGGUCUGCUGCAACGACCCCUGCGACGACUGCGACACGACGACCAACAACACGCUUUUUUUUUCGUCGAACGAUAGAAGACAAUUUUUUAAAUUUAUUUCGCAACGUGAAACAACUGAACGAUCGAUCGAGCAUCGUUAAAAAGAACGAGCUUUUAUUUUAACCCUCCCAGACAUCGACAUCACAAUGGCGCCAGUUCAAGAAGCGUCGCCUGCGCGCUCCGCCAGAGCUUCUCCACGAAGCUCUCGCUCGACAGGCCUCUACGAUGAUGACUACAUCGAAAAAGUCCACACCAACUACAUGUUGGAUAACAAUUACCAGUACGGUGGAGAACGACAAGAAGGUGAAGACUAUCACUAUGAUGAAGAUGAAGAUGGUGAACAAGUCUAUGGUGGAGGUCAUAAGUCAGGAUUGAGACAACGAUCUUCGAGAACGCUCAGAUCGAGGAUCUCGCAAAGAGCCUCGGUCUAUUCGGGUGCGGAUGAAAUAGGUAACUACACUUAUACAGGAGCAGCUAAUUCUUGUUUGACCUAGUGCCUUAGUACAUUUUUUGUUGAAUCGAGAUAAAGUUGAACCGGUACCGCGUUAAGGCUCAUACCGAAACGAACCUUCAUCAACCAUUUUUUUUACCCAGCUUCAAUCUCCAAAACCCCCACUGCAGUUCUCGAAGAAGUGAUCGACGAAACGUCAUCUGGUAGGGAAGAGAAGAAGGAGAAAUUCGACAUAUCAGAGAUCCCAGCUUCUUGUGGAUUCCUCAUUCCACUAGUGAUUGUCUUUUUCACGCUGUAUGUGCUCCAAACGUUUGCCUUCAGCAUGAUGAAAUCCAACGGUCUGCCAUGGAUCGGCGAGGCAGGAGCGAAAGAAGAGAACUUGGAAGACAAGUACGACAGGCUUUUUUACGACUCUCAUUCUAGUGAUACAAAACGACCCAAAAUCCGAAUCCUAAUUUUCCACAAUAUCUCCAUAACAUCAUUGUAUUUCUUGCUGCCUCGCUAUCAUCACGACCUUGUUCAUCUUUAGACGUAAACAAUUCGCUUCCCUCCUUCCAACAGGUACAAAGCUCCGCCAAAACAAAUGUGGGCAUUGACACAAGACAUUCCUGGCUACCUCGCGAUGUGCUUCGUCAUCUUUCUGCCAUGUACUACUACUUUUUGAUUUUCUUCCUAUAAGUAACAACUGUUAAGUAGUCUGAGUCUUCAUUUUCUUAGUAAAAAUCUCAAACUUGCAGUAAACUCCCUCUCCAUGAUCAAACAACCUUAAUUUUUUAACCAAAACAUCAAUUAUUUUUACAGGUAAGAAGACGAUAUGGGACCUCACUAAAGGACAAGUGUUUCGCGCCAUGAUCAUUGCUCCCGCUGAUCUCUGUUCGCAAGUUCUGGCGAAAAACGGUCUUGCUCUCACUUCUCCAGCCAUGUAUACCAUCUUCAGUUCCGGUGGCUCCAUCCUUUUCACCGCUCUCGCUGCACGGUUUAUCGUAGGGAAGAAGUUUAACAUCUUCAUGUGGUUGGGACUGACGGUGAUGAUUUCAGGCGUAGCGACGUAUGGGAUGAGCAAACAAGGAUCGAACGCAAAUAUCGCAAAUUUGGUGCUGGGAACGAUUCUAAUCCUCAUCGGCAGCGUCGCAGAUGGCGUAACGUUUGUCUUGAUCGAGAAAUUUUCAAAUGACGGACGUGAAGAAAUCCCCGGCCCUUUGCUUACGGCAAUCAUGGGAGGAACCAACCUUCUACUACUUCUCAUUUGGCAGUGUGUGUACGUCUUCCCGCAAUGGGAUGCGAUGUUUUCGGAGCCGUUGCACUACUUGCAACUAAAAAGUGUGGCUACCCGGUAUCACGACUACUUGGAAGAGGCAAUAGCGAACGCUUCCUAUCUGCCGACACAAAGAGCACAACUGACGUCCUUCAAAACAGCCCUAGAGGCUCCGGGAGUAGUAUUGCGAAUGGGAGAGUCCAGAACAACAGCGAAGCCUCUAGGUGAUGUGCUCAGCAACGUGAAUGCUGCAGCUGCAGGACUAGUGAAUUCGAACGGUGGAAAUCAAAAUGGAACAGCCGCCCCUUCACCUGCUCAGGGUGCAGCUGCUUCUGUCGUGGCUGGCGCACAGAGUUCUUUGCUGGGUCCAAACGGAGAUCUUCUUUCUCCCACUGGCGAGCCGCUGAAUUUCGGCCCUCACUUUGGUCUAGCGCAGAAUAUCCUCGUUGGUUUCAUGUUCCUCUUUGUUGCGGGCAUCAUUGUGCGUGCGUCCACCAUGUACAUGCUAAAACAAGUUGGCGCAGUCACGUUCGUGGUGAUCAAACUGAUGAAGAUUGGAGUCAUGUACUUGCUUUCUUCGCCAGCGAUGGGAUGGGUCAAUUGGUCUUGGUGGCCUAAGAUAGAAGCGUUCAAUUGGACCAGCUUCUCUGGUGCGAUGCUAGUGACUGUGGGCGUUGGCUUGUACUCAGCGGCCAAAAUCAAACAGAAGAAAGAAGACCACAUCAAGGAUGAAGAGGUGGAAGAAGAUCAAUUCUUGGAAGGCGGAGAUGUAGAAGAUCAAUGGAAGAUGGAAGAGGGACAAGGUCGUGGACCAGAGGAUGUUGUAAUUAAGGAAGGUAUAACUUCCAUUGCAGGACGAGAAGGUAUUGCAGAUGCUGAAGAGAUGAAACGUCAACGACAAAGAGAAAGAGAACAAAUGAAUGUCAAAGUCGACAUAGGAGGUCAUGGUCGUGGUCAUCAACUUGUUCCUAGCAAUAGCAGGUCGUCCUUCACAUCUUCACCCUCUCUACCGACUGGCUUGAAUACAGCUACGAAUCAUAGAAAUGGCGACAACAUCGUACAAGUGGAAGCCGACUCUGAUUCAGACCUAGAAGAAAGAGCAUUGCUCUUUGAGGACGAUCCUAGAGGUGACCCUCUUACGCAGGUUGUGCAAGGAAAGCCGACAUCGUGGCCGAGAACUGGUGCUUCAUCACUCAGAAAGGGAAAUAGCAACAAGAGUUUGGCUAGCAUGAAAAAACAGCCACAUCAGGGCUCUAGCACGAUUUCACUCCUUGAUAUUCCAACCAGCACGAGUGGUGGCGUUCCAAAUACGUCGGCUAAGAAACAGCAACAACAAGAAACCAGUAACCCUCUCGAUUUCAUCGAUCAAGCUACAGCGAGUAGACGGAGUUCUUGCAUCGCUGUGCUGCCACCAGAUCAACUACAGAACAGCACUAAGGUCGUCCAACAGGCAGUGCCCAAUAAUGUUGACGUAAAUUCCAAACUCCAACAUGAAAUGUCCAAUGACGUAUGCACUAUGACGCCUACUCCUACGACGACCGCGUCCUCGCCCCAGGACUCGCCAGCCUCUAGUCUGCCUGUCGCAGAAGCUACAGAUUUGUGCCUCAGAAACUUUGACGGCGGAGGACCUGCUGGUGGUUUUCCGACUUCUGCUGGUGGCUUCCCGACUGCUGACGGUGGGGAAAACUGAUUUUUUGAUGAUCAUUUGAAUACAACUUCUUCCGCGAUCUUCUUUUUCUUCUGAUUGCAUGCUGUGCGUGGUUUACUGUACGGCACAUAUCAUAUGGGCAAACUACGUGUCUGCAUUGUGCAGUUUCUGGUAAAUCCAAUUUACGAAUAUCAUUCCGUCAAAAAUGCGCCGAGUCAAAGCCACUCGACCAUAUUAGCUGGAACGACAAAGAGGAUCUGCGCCUGCGGCAUUUUUAAUAUUGCUCAUUACAAAAUCUAAAUCAAAAUUUAUAACUACUUAUUUAUUUCAGAGUAGAGCUGAUGUCAUCUCGACUACGUUUUUCGUCUCGUAAUUGGGGUGACAUUGGCUCCCCCGAUCUAAUUUAUUAUUCAUCAUGUUUUCAGAAGGAUUGUCUUCCUCUGCUCCAAACAAAGUCAACCCCAUAUACCGGGUCUGGCUUAUUUAGAUUUGGAUAAGAGGAGUAGGAGGAGAUAGGAAGGAGGUGUGGGAUACAGAUGGUAAGAAUGGUUUACAGUGGUUGGUGUAAUUUAUCUUAGUUAGUAAUGUUAGUUUGAAAAUGUUGUUGUCAAGAUGAAGGAACAACUCUGAUUAUCGUAUCCCGACGCGGGGAUGCUGAGCAGGCGUUCUUUUCAACCAUAAAUGAUGUUAAUGUUCUAAUUUGUCGUCCCCUUAGCGUGUCGUCGCUAAUGGAUCGAAUAGCCCAUGCUUACACUACGAGGGGAUGAAUAUGAUUACUUUGAUUGUCUAUUAUCGAUUAGUUGCACCACUAACUGUCAUGACCACCAAGGAGUUGUUAUGUCCCCGCUAGCACAAAGUAUCGUUGAUUUUUUAUAUUUUUUCUAGAAUAUUAAAGUUUUUACCACUUUUAGAUCAUGCCUUCUUUUUCAGAAUAGGUUGAAGGCGCUAUUGUUAGUCCCGAUUUUUUUAUGAACCACGUCAACCUCCACACAAAUUAUCCCUUUCUUCCUUGCAAGUGAGUCUUCAAAGGACUUCGUUGGGGCACACGCGGUGGCCCUCGAAGGUGAAAACGCCUUCACCUCUUUCUCAGUGUGUUCAACAAGCAAAGAAGCAUUAUUUUCAUCUUUCUUCGAAAGGACGUGAUGAACUGAAGAGCUACAUUGAGCGGAAUAAGUAAGUAGCUGUGAGCGAAUAUGAGAACAAUAAGGUCCUCCAUUACAGAAGAUGAACAAAUCCUCCCGAAAACGUAUUUUUAUCAAGAAUGCGAUGGGUGGUUGCCCCCGACGACAAAAUUAUAACAAGCUUUGUAGAUGCACAGGCUGGUCAUCUACAUAGUCUUCAAAUGAAGAGUCAUCACAUAUUCCUUCUUGUCUACAUUACGACGCUUUCCAUGUUUUUCUCUCUAACUCUACUGUUAAAUAAUGACAGUAAAAACAU